AUGUCAACAGAAAUUCAAACUGUACCAGAUUUGAGAGUAAAAUUUAGCAGAGAGGUUCCAGAUCAAUGUGAAAUAGAGACGUUGGACGAAGGAAACCAACACUCUGUUCCAGACUUACAACAAACUGAAAAAAACAACCAGAAGAACCUCCCAGCUGUGAAAAGAAACUGUUUCAGAGUUUUCAACGUGUUCCUGGGAGUGUUUAAUCUCCUUGUUCUGGUUGGAGUCAUCAUACGCUGUAUCACUUUGAACAAAGACCAACUGCAGAGGGAACACAACCGACAGAAUACCAGUUACAGUCAGCUGCAGGUCAAAUACAACCAACUGAUCAACACUUAUAAUCAGCUCAAAAAUGAACUUGAUGGAGAGUGUCAUGAUGGAUGGAGAAGAUUUGGAUCCAGUUUUUACAGAAAAUUCACAGAGAGUAAAACUUGGUCUGAGAGCAGGAGGGAGUGUGAGAAAAGAGGAGCUGAUCUGGUGAUCAUAAACAGCAAAGAGGAGCAGUUGGAAAUGUCAUCAGGAUACUGA
Molecule: messenger RNA, 528 nt
Organism: Cololabis saira (Pacific saury)
Lineage: Eukaryota; Metazoa; Chordata; Actinopteri; Beloniformes; Belonidae
Product: killer cell lectin-like receptor subfamily I member 1
Exons: 5
Coding region: 1-528 (175 amino acids)
Source: RefSeq, a predicted model, not a curated record